Camelina sativa (false flax) is the source of this 389-nucleotide messenger RNA. The record is from RefSeq and is a predicted model, not a curated record. NCBI's taxonomy places the organism in Eukaryota, Viridiplantae, Streptophyta, Magnoliopsida, Brassicales, Brassicaceae.
AUGAAGCAUCUUGAUGAUAUCCCAUCGACGCCAGGCAAGUUCAAGCCCUACUUCCACCGUACGCGGUGGCAAUCUUCCGUGGCCAAGCUCGCCUUUUGGUCUCUCGUCUUCGUUGGUUUGAUCUUCAUCUUCUUCUACCGAUCUCCCCUUGUUUCCGAUGACCCUACUUCUACUUCUCGCCGUUCCCUCCGCACCUACUCCUGGGGUGGCCCCGCUUGGGAGAAACGCGUCCGAUCCUCCGCCCGUCUCCGCUCCCGCCGCGGUUUCUCUGUUCUCGUCACCGGCGCCGCCGGUUUCGUCGGUACCCAUGUCUCCUCCGCUCUCAAACGCCGCGGUGACGGCGUCCUCGGUCUCGACAACUUCAACGAUUACUACGAUCCCUCCCUCAA